Carcharodon carcharias (great white shark) is the source of this 534-nucleotide messenger RNA. RefSeq names its product transcription factor 24-like. The transcript is spliced from 2 exons. The record is from RefSeq and is a predicted model, not a curated record. Gene Ontology annotation, molecular function: DNA-binding transcription factor activity, RNA polymerase II-specific; RNA polymerase II transcription regulatory region sequence-specific DNA binding; protein dimerization activity. Gene Ontology annotation, biological process: developmental process; regulation of transcription by RNA polymerase II. The coding region runs from base 1 to 534 and encodes 177 amino acids. Lineage: Eukaryota; Metazoa; Chordata; Chondrichthyes; Lamniformes; Lamnidae.
AUGGUUCAGCCUAAGAAAGGUCUAAUGGAUUCCGCUGCUGUUCCAAAGGCCAUGAUCGAAGACAGUCCUGGUUCCAGCCCCAGCUCGGAUCCUGACUCUUUGAUCUGUCCCAUUCGAAAGCACUCGGAAUUGGCUUCUCGCUCGAAGGUGGUGCGUACUAGGGGCAGGCCUGCGGCAGCAAACGCAGCCCGGGAGCGUAGCCGAGUACAGACCCUGCGGCAUGCCUUCUUAGAGCUACAAAAAACUCUACCUUCAGUUCCUCCGGACACCAAACUGUCCAAACUGGACGUCCUAAUCCUGGCAACGACCUACAUUGCACAUCUCACCCGUACCCUAGAAGAAAGUCUGGAGGAGGGAGAAGGUCGAAGGUCUGCUGAGUUAAUGCACUCCCUCAAGGUGGACGGAUAUCUGCACCCAGUCAAAAAGUGGCCGAUGCGAUCCCGGUUGUACGUCGGUGCAACAGGUCAAUUUUUGAAUUCGGGUCAGUCAGAGAAUCAAACUCAAGGAGAGACGAUCAGCCCUGAUCCUGUCUAA